UUUAAAACUAGAAAAGAAAAGGAAGAAAGUGUUUUCAUUUCACACUUGCGUGCGGAGGUAGGUAUACUCAAACACAUGUCUCAUUAUGAGCUACCGGAUUGGAAGAGAAUAGUUUCAAUCAAUCAAACCCACGUCUGAACACACUUGUCUCCGGACUGCAGGUCGCUCUUCUUUUUCAACUCCCAACUCAACUGAUGUUUGUUGCAUUCUCCAUUUAUUAAACAUCAAAUUCAUUCUUAGCUCUGGGUCUCUGUGUUUUUCCUUCUUAUAUACCUUCAAAUCUUAGUAACUUCAUUUCUAACAUUUAAAGCUUCUUUAAUGGAAAUCGCUUCAGGCAAAUGGUUAUCUCAACUGGAAAUGGAGGAUCCCACUUUAUUCCCACAAUACCAAAUGAUAAACCCUAUUGACUAUUCAUUUCAUGAUUUCAAUUUUCACUCUGAAAACUAUUCAUCCAAUCCAUAUUAUACCAUUGGUAAUUCAUUCAUUGAAACUUCUCAAGAGGUCGACGAUUUUAAAAGGCAAAUGAAACAACUCAAAACCAACAGUUGGAACUCUUGCAUUACAGAAAAUAAUAUCCCACCACCGCCAAAGCCUUCUUCUUCUUCCUCGUCUUCUCAUUUAAUCUCCUUCGACAACUCCAAUUCAUACUAUGCUGUAGACUAUGACGUGAAACCGAAAAAUGAAGUGGGUUCAUUCACAAGGAUCCCAUUACAUGCUCAAGAUCAUGUACUUGCUGAAAGAAAACGCCGUGAAAAGCUUAGCCAGAGUUUCAUUUCUCUUUCGGCACUUAUUCCUGGCCUCAAAAAGACGGAUAAGGCUUCAAUUCUGGGAGACGCUAUCACAUACUUGAAAAAACUUCAGGAUCGAGUUAAUGUGCUGGAGGAACAAGUUGCUAAGAAAACAAUGGAAUCAGUAAUCUUUGUGAGGAAAACCCAAAUUUAUGCAGAUGAUGAGACAUCUUCUUCUGAUGAGAGCGUCCAUGGACAAUCUAACAACAACCCUUUCCCCGAGAUCGAAGCAAGAGUUUCAGACAAGGAUGUGCUCAUUAGAAUCCACUGCAAGAACAACAAAGGUUGCAUAUCAAACAUCAUAAACGAGGUCGAAAAGCUUCAUCUCUUUGUGCUCAACAGCCACGUCUUGCCCUUUGGACAAGCCACUCUUGACAUAACCAUUACUGCUCAGAUGGAAGCUGAGUUUUCAAUGACAGUGAAAGAUCUUGUGAAAAGCCUACGACUGGCUUUGCUGAAGUUCAUCAUGUGAUGAACUUGCAACACCAUGUUCACAACGAGCCCUUGACAUCCCAUGUAAGUUUUCCUGCGAAACAUAAAUUACAGCAAGACCAAGAUGGAGAGUUUAAGUUAUCAAAAUAUCCUUCGUGAUGAGCACAUAAAUUUAAUUAUCAAAGCCAGAGAAUAUAGUUUAAAUCAUUUUGAAGAAGAUUACAAGCAUAAAUGAUGUAUAGAAGAAAAAGGAAGAUUAUGUGUUGGUGAGGAAUGAUGAUUGUAAUAGUUGUUUGCAAGGCACCGACGGAUGAAGACCUUGUGAGAGAUUGUAAUAUGCCACAGUUUCUCUCUUUUGACUUUUUGAUUCUUCGAUUUCUCUAGUCUAUAUCUGUUUCCAACUAUACUUAUCAUAUAUAAAAAGUGCUGGUUUUGAAUUU
Messenger RNA from Gossypium raimondii (Peruvian cotton), 1660 nucleotides. Its product is annotated as transcription factor bHLH19. Lineage: Eukaryota; Viridiplantae; Streptophyta; Magnoliopsida; Malvales; Malvaceae. Gene Ontology annotation, molecular function: protein dimerization activity. The transcript is spliced from 4 exons. Bases 319 to 1260 code for a protein of 313 amino acids. The record is from RefSeq and is a predicted model, not a curated record.